Molecule: messenger RNA, 1776 nt
Organism: Capronia epimyces CBS 606.96
Lineage: Eukaryota; Fungi; Ascomycota; Eurotiomycetes; Chaetothyriales; Herpotrichiellaceae
Exons: 2
Coding region: 1-1776 (591 amino acids)
Molecular function (GO): catalytic activity
Source: RefSeq, a predicted model, not a curated record
AUGUCGACGGUUGCCUUGCCCAAUAGCGAUUUCCAGUCGCACAUCACCGUCCAAGACCUGAGGUCCCUGGCGGCCACGUUCGACAUCAAGCUCCAAUCGGGCUCAGACGAAGAUGCCUACUUGACUCUGCUCCAGUCGGCAGAAGCCAUUUACGAAUACUUCGAGACCGUGGAUGACUAUAUCGUGCCAUCCCUGGUCCCGACCGCGACUGUCUCGGAGCGGACCUUUUGGCGACCGCGGCAGGAGGACAACGUUCUGAAUGCUUGGAGCCAUCGUUGCGAUCUGAGAGCGGCGAACCCGGAGACCAGUCUGCUGGCUGGGCGCUCGGUUGCCUUCAAGGACAACAUUUGUGUAGGAGGCCUGCCUACCACCCUCGGAACCCGCUCUGGCCUCGUGUCCAACGAAGGCGAAGGCGACAAUUACCCGAUAUCGACCAUCGAUGCGAGCGUUGUUUCCAGGGUGCUGAAUGCUGGGGCGACGGUCAAGGGAACAACGACGUGCGAGACCUAUUCAGCUUCCACUCUCUCGUCCACCUCUUUCGGCGGCCCGGUCCAGAACCCCUGGGCGCAUGGCUACAACGCUGGCGGUAGUAGUAGCGGCAGCGGCGCGCUGAUAGGAGCGAAUCUGGUAUCGAAGCUCCAGGGCACUCAUUUUGGCGAGAGGGUGGACUUGGCCAUCGGCGGUGACCAGGGGGGCAGCAUUAGACUCCCGGCAGCCUACAACGGGUGCUAUGGCCUGAAAGCCACGCAUGGUCUGAUCCCUUACACCGGAGUCAUGCCUCUGUCGCCUAUGGUGGACCAUGUCGGGCCCCUGGCCAACAGCCUGCAAGACAUUGCACUGUUGCUGCAGGUAUUGGCAGGAUACGACGGCCUCGACGCUCGAAUGACGGCGGAAGCACCCUUGAGAGAGAAUGUGCUCGACUACCCAGCCCUCCUUCGCGAAUCCUUUGCUGAGGCCCAGGCCCAGUCACCAUCACCAGCAUCACAACGGCAGCCGUUGCCUUCCUUCACCGUCGGGCUGCUCAAGGAAUCUUUCCACGUUCCAGGCAUGGACCCCGUCGUCGCUCAACACGUUUACGAGACGGCCAAGCAAGCCUUUGAGAAGACAGGGGUGCGCGUUGUCGAGGUGUCGGUUCCUCUUCACUCCGACGGGCCUUUGAUCUGGACGGCAUCAACUCGCGCCACCAUGGCGGACUGGGCCGUCGCUGCGCAGACCCCAGGCUACCUCACUCACCAACCUCCUCAUAUGAAGUUGCAAUGGCCCCCCAACCAGGACAUGUACGAGACGCUGUCGGACACCAACCCGACCGUCAUGAACCUCGUCUUCAGCGGCGCCUUCCUCAAGGAUAGGUACGGCCCCGGAGUCGAGGCCAAGGCCCAUCGGAAGGUGUUCCAACUGCGGCACGCGUACGACGAGGCCUUGCGCCACGUUGACGUCCUGGUCACCCCGACCACCAUUGGCCUGGCCUCGCCACAUCCGGAGCUCCAACGCGACGGAAAGCGCACGGGGAUCAUGGAGAGAAUCAACCCAGCCAUUGGGCUGAGCAGCAAUACUUGUCCUUUCAACGUCACCGGCCAUCCGGCCCUGAAUGUUCCCUGCGGCUUUGAAAAGGAUCUCAAGACCGGCCAUUUUCUACCCGUGGGAAUGCAGAUUAUCGGACGGCGAUGGGACGAAAAGAUGGUCCUGAAGGCCGCCGCCUUCUUUCAAGUCGGGCAGCAGUGUCAGUCUCCGGCUCAGAGUUCGGGCUCAUCUCAACCAGGGCCACUGCACCUGUAA